Messenger RNA from Drosophila obscura, 2401 nucleotides. RefSeq names its product polycystic kidney disease protein 1-like 3. Gene Ontology annotation, biological process: detection of mechanical stimulus. Gene Ontology annotation, cellular component: membrane. The transcript is spliced from 2 exons. The coding region runs from base 93 to 2249 and encodes 718 amino acids. The record is from RefSeq and is a predicted model, not a curated record. Gene Ontology annotation, molecular function: calcium channel activity; calcium ion binding. Lineage: Eukaryota; Metazoa; Arthropoda; Insecta; Diptera; Drosophilidae.
UCUAUUACUUAGAAAAACUUCUAAAGUCAGUCACAAGAAACAGAAAAUAUUUUUUUUGGUUAGAAAAGGCCGAGCCCGAUAAUACUAGUUAAAUGGCGAAUCCCAUGGUAUUUAUUGUCACUAGUUUCGUAAUAAUUACGUGCUUCUUCGUCACAUGCCUUGGCUCCGGUUUCAAUCACGAGGAAAGAAAAUUCAAGGCGAUCCUGGCGAUGUUCAUAAUGGUGGUGGUAUUUCAGUUCCUGGUUUUCGAUCCAUUACGAUUUUUGGUAAUUGCCAUUGACGCGGCCUGCUGGCCACGUCUGCAACGCCCGCCCGUUCCGGACACGACUGCGAAGAAGCACACCCGCAUGGACUAUCUGAAUCUGCGGCUACGCAGCUUGCGCAGUCAGCUAUUGAUCACGGAGCGACAUCGCGACGAGGAGCUGAACCUCAAGUACAGGACAAUUGUCCGCGAGCUCUGGGUGUACGGAAAGGUCUUUAUUAUCAAUCUAUUUAUCAAUGUGGCGCUGGACGACUACAAGUACCACAACUGGGACACCAUCACGACCCUAAUGAAUUAUGGUCACCGCAAAUCGAUGGGCCUAAAUCACGUGCUAUUUAUACAUCAACUGUAUCCCUUCAUUGAGCACACGCUGAUCAAUGGCUUCUUGUCAAAUGAUCCUCAUCGUCUCAACUCGCACUGGCACCAUAUAAAUAGCACUAAGCUCCUGGGCGUAAUACGACUACGGCAGCUGCGGGACACCGGAGAACAAUUCGGCUUAGGUGAACCGCGAUACACCAAUGAGGAUUAUUCCGAGGGCUGGAUUCUACCUUAUGUACGCGAACCCUACACCGACAAGUACUGGUCCAUCUAUCUACCUUGGCUGCCAAUGUCGCAAGUUUAUAAUUUUUGGGAGAAAAUAGUCAUUAACCUCAAGCAGUACGGAUUCUAUACAAGCUAUCCCGAGCUGAAGGGCUACAUAGUUACGCUGCGGAAUACGAAGUGGGAAAGCCAUAAGGUGCUCAGAUAUCUGACCGAAAAAAAUUGGCUCGACGACAAGACCGCAGCUGUAUUCAUCGACUUCACGCUGUACAAUACGGAUGCGGAUCUGUUCAGUAUUUGCAGUAUACGGGUGGAGAACAUGCCCUUUGGCACUAUCCGGAGCAGCGUGGAUGUCAAUACUGUGUCCAUGACGAUGACGACGGAGACCCUUCCAUGGCAUAUCUUCAUAUUUUUCAUUGCCUAUGUGAUUAUAUGGAUGCAGCUCGGAACGGCAGUGAUUGUGCCCUUGUGGUUCGAGCCCAAGCGAAUCAAGUUGUUCUGGGUGAAAAUUGACCUGGCGAUCCUAUUACUCAGCAUGAUAGUUGUGGCGUUGAUGAUUUUGAAGACAAACAUUGUCGUCACUCUAAUGCAUACACUAGAGGUGUCCAGCACGCAUGAUUUCAUUGACUUCCGUGUACCAGGGCGAAUCAACGAUUGGAACAGCAUUGCGACGGGCUUCCUAGUCUGCCUGAUCACAUUGCGUCUGUGGAAGGUGAUGCAGUUUUCCAGCAUCUUUCAGGUCUUUACGAUGACCCUGUCCUUGGCUUCGAGUGCUCUCCUUAACACGGCCUGUGUAAUCUGCAUUUUCAUGAUGGGAAUCGGCAUUGCCCUGGUCUGCAUUAAUGGCAACAGCAGCAAUAGCUUCAGGAAUCUGCUUAGCGCAUUGGCCUCCAUCAUGUGCUUUUCCUUUGGCUUCACCGACAAUGUCGAGCCGAGGGAUCUCUUCCACGGCGGCGUAUGGCUGGGGAUUCUUAUCUACGGCAUAAUGGCCUUUACCAUCGCGGUCCGAGAUCGUAGCCGCACGGAUCAGAUCUCAUUCUUUGAAUUCCUGCUCGUCGAGUAUGCGGACGUUAUCAGGUUCAUACGGAAAACAUUAAGGCUGGAGCACAGUUACAAGCGCAAGAACCGCACCGUCGCCGAGAACAUCAAACACGAACUGGACCUUAGGGAUGCUGCUGCUGCUUCAGCUCGUGUCAAGAGAGGACGAAAACGACUUGAUAAACCCAAGGUGAUACAAGAGAUGGAAGACGACCAAUAUGAGCGCAAGGCGCAGGCCCAGCACAGGAUUCGCAUUGAAAGGACCUACACGAUAGCCGCCAUUCUACAGACGCAGAUGGAAAUCGCUGAGCGAACCCUCUUCGGCGAUCAGGAUGGAAAUAUCAGUGAUUCGGACGGUGAUGGAGAUUCCUGGCACGAGGAGGAUCUUCCCCGGCAAUAUAAAACAUAAAUAUUUAUGCGCAAAGUCUGGAAUAAGUUUUGAGUUGCUCUCAAAAGCCAAUGCAAUACCUGGAAUAACCUUCGCUACGUACCGUGUAUUUCGAUUUAAAUAAAAAUGGAACCUACUCCACCUCACUCUGCACAUCCGACUCGUCUUGAGUU